UCUGCCUGUGGACGCUGCCGAAGAAGCAUCGUUAAAGUCUCUCUUGCCGUCAUGUCUAAGUCAGAGUCUCCUAAAGAGCCCGAACAGUUGAGGAAGCUCUUCAUUGGAGGGUUGAGCUUUGAAACAACCGAUGAGAGCCUGAGGAGCCAUUUUGAGCAAUGGGGAACGCUCACGGACUGUGUGGUAAUGAGAGAUCCAAACACCAAGUGUUCCAGGGGCUUUGGGUUUGUCACAUAUGCCAGUGUGGAGGAGGUGGAUGCAGCUAUGAAUGCAAGGCCACACAAGGUGGACGGAAGAGUUGUGGAACCAAAGAGAGCUGUCUCAAGAGAAGAUUCUCAAAGACCAGGUGCCCACUUAACUGUGAAAAAGAUAUUUGUUGGUGGCAUUAAAGAAGACACUGAAGAACAUCACCUAAGAGAUUAUUUUGAACAGUAUGGGAAAAUUGAAGUGAUUGAAAUCAUGACUGACCGAGGCAGUGGCAAGAAAAGGGGCUUUGCCUUUGUAACCUUUGACAACCAUGAUUCCGUGGAUAAGAUUGUCAUUCAGAAAUACCAUACUGUGAAUGGCCACAACUGUGAAGUUAGGAAAGCCCUGUCAAAGCAAGAGAUGGCUAGUGCUUCAUCCAGCCAAAGAGGUCGAAGUGGUUCUGGAAACUUUGGUGGUGGUCAUGGAGGUGGUUUCGGUGGGAAUGACAACUUGAGUCGUGGAGGAAACUUCAGUGGUCGUGCUGGCUUUGGUGGCAGCCGUGGUGGUGGUGGAUAUGGUGGCAGUGGGGAUGGCUAUAAUGGAUUUGGUAAUGAUGGAAGCAAUUUUGGAGGUGGUGGAAGCUACAAUGAUUUUGGCAGUUACAACAAUCAGUCUUCAAAUUUUGGACCCGUGAAGGGAGGAAAUUUUGGAGGCAGAAGCUCUGGCCCCUAUGGCAGUGGAGGCCAAUACUUUGCAAAACCACGAAACCAAGGUGGCUAUGGCGGUUCCAGCAGCAGCAGUAGCUAUGGCAGUGGUAGAAGAUUUUAAUUAGGAAACAAAGCUUACCAGGAAAGGAGAGCCAGAGAAGUGACAGGGAAGCUACAGGUUACAACAGAUUUGUGAACUCAGCCAAGCACAGUGGUGGCAGGGCCUAGCUGCUACAAAGAAGACAUGUUUUAGACAAAUACUCGUGUGUAUGGGCAAAAAACUCGAGGACUGUAUUUGUGACUAAUUGUAUAACAGGUUAUUUUAGUUUCUGUUCUGUGGAAAGUGUAAAGCAUUCCAACAAAGGGUUUUAA
Messenger RNA from Piliocolobus tephrosceles (Ugandan red Colobus), 1265 nucleotides. RefSeq names its product heterogeneous nuclear ribonucleoprotein A1-like. The transcript has a single exon. Gene Ontology annotation, cellular component: catalytic step 2 spliceosome. Bases 52 to 1014 code for a protein of 320 amino acids. Gene Ontology annotation, biological process: mRNA splicing, via spliceosome. NCBI's taxonomy places the organism in Eukaryota, Metazoa, Chordata, Mammalia, Primates, Cercopithecidae. The record is from RefSeq and is a predicted model, not a curated record. Gene Ontology annotation, molecular function: mRNA 3'-UTR binding.